This is a messenger RNA of Porites lobata, 9202 nucleotides long. The record is from the annotation of a GenBank genome assembly. NCBI's taxonomy places the organism in Eukaryota, Metazoa, Cnidaria, Anthozoa, Scleractinia, Poritidae.
AUGAGCAGUGAACUCCACGUGCUGAGGGAACUGAGGGAAGCGUUCUUCGUGAACUGCAUGUUGAAAAUGGUGUCUUUUAUUUGCAAUGCGUGUGGACAAACCGUCAGGAAAGCUCAGGUAGAAAAACAUUAUCAAAACGAGUGCCAUAAUUGUAAUGUUUUGUCGUGUAUUGAUUGUGGAAAGGACUUUCAUGGUGACGAGUAUACUGGCCAUACUUCUUGCAUCACGGAGGCAGAGAAGUAUCAAGGAAAAUUGUAUAAACCAAAAGAUAAGCAGAACAAAGGCGAACACAAGCAGCAGGAAUGGCUUAAGGUGAUAAAAAGCUAUAGAAGUAUGGUUAUUAAAUAAGGAAGCCACAUUUGCGUUGUAGUUUUUAGGGGGAGUAUCAGUAGCUGCGCGCCAGUUUUUUUCUCCGAUUUCGCAGGUGAGCGCGCUCCCUUUGGUCACACGUGCGAUCCAAAUAGAGAUGGCUGGGGAUGAGUCAGGGGAAUCAGGCGCAAAUCACUCUAGUAUCCCACACAGACAUGUAUUUCAAUGUGUUUACGAGGUUUAUUUGCAUGAGAAUAAAAAAAUAGUUUUAUGUCAAUUGCUUUGCACUUAGCCUUGCUAUGAAACAGAGGCUUAAGGUAACUCAGAAAUAGCGUAUUCACAAAUUAUAUAAUUUAUUAUUUAUGUACCACUUUCACUGCAUUAUGUUCUACGUCCCUGCAGGGCUCGACGUUGCGACCUGUGGGGUCGCCAGUUUGACCAGCUUUUACACAGUGGCGACUAAAUUUUCACCUGGCCCCCAAGAUAGCUGACUUUCUUCUCUGGGAAAACGUACACUAAUGAUAAUCUUUUGUCCUUCACAAAACUAACAGAUAGCUAACAGUUUUUCUAAUGCUCUAACGUUUUUCCCAAACACUCUAACGGUGUGUCCAAACCCUGUAGUGAUUUGUCUAAAUGCUUUAAAGAUUUCUUCUAACAAUCGAACGGAUUGUUCUUAAGAUCUAAUGGUUGGUCCAUCUAACAUUUGACUUUUACUUGAAAGAGGAUUGUGAAAAUCAGUAGCGAUGAAUUUGGUGGAAGUCUUAUCGACUUUAGGGCAAAUCAAUCGCAGUUCUUAACAGGUUGUCCUGUGUUUCUCUGGGAAUGACUUCUAGUGCAUCAAUCAAAAACAAUUUCUUUACGUCGAACAUGUAUCUCGAAUGCGGACUCGAUAGCAGAAUCGAGAAUGAAUGGCGCUUACUUCUGAAGCUUGUUGUAAACAACUUUAUGCAAAUUUCUGUUGAGCAUGCAACCCAAAUAAAAGCUCUGCCAUAUUUUAUUGACUUCUAAUGAAGUACCGUUGAAGUCAUGCUGUUUGUCGAACAGACUUUCACGAAAUCAACUUCUUUGUGCGAAACAAAUGUUUGCAGAUUUUGUUCUUUAAUAACCCAAAUAAGUUUUUUUGUGAUUCUUAUUUAGUUUGUUAAUCUAAAUGUGUAUUCCAUUUCUUGAACCUUAAGCUUGAAUACCUGUUCGAGUAGAUUUAUGCUUGAGUGCAGGCUAAUUUUCCCGAACACUGGCUGCUAAUCGAGCCUCGAGCAAAAACCGUUCAUGAAGCAUUCUUUUUCUGUUAAGGCUAAGUAAAAUAUGUUAAGUUUAUUGUAUCCAUUAAUUCUUAAAUAUAAUUUUUGGUGACUAGAAUAUUUAUUCUGGCGUCCAAAACUGAAAACUUGGGGGCCAGCUGGCCCCGAGAUUUUUUUCUGAAAGUUGAGCACUGCCCUGUAAUGAUGACUUAACUUAGGACACCUAAUGAUCACCUCAUAGAGGAUGAUUAUAAACAAGUUACUGAGUCUGAACGGGGAAAAAAUAAUGUAUACAUUAAGUUCUACAUUAUAGAAUACACUGUAGAGAUAUGCCUGGUCACUUCAGACAGUAUACAUAUACAUGUAUUUCAACGACUUGUGAUUUGUGUGUUUGCAGCAAAUCAGAGAGGCAACAAAAACAGAUGUAGUUGAACCUCGACUUGCUGCCUUGCUAGACAGAAUCAGUGAAUAUUCUAAUAUUCCAAGAAAGAAAGCCAAAUUCCAAGUAAGUGACAAUGUGAUUGAUGUUGGUGCUCAAAAUGGAGCCUGACAGAUUUCUCUGCUUUAUGUUUUUGUCUUUUUUUUGACUUGACAGAGUUGAAUGGCAUUCCUAUCUUUUUUAACUAACUUAACUUAAAAAAUGCCAUUAAUUUUUUUAUCCACAAUGUGUGAACAACCAAGGACAAAAGAUUUUGUACUUUUAGGGAGUUCUCAACAUAAACUAAUAGAACCUUGUUAUAUUAUUUGGAUUUUACAUGUGCAUUGUAUCAGGUUCUUCAUUAAACUUAAUUAUAAUUAUUAUAAUUAAAUGAUAAUUUAAUCGAAUUUCAUAGUACUGUGGAAUGAAGAAAUAAUAGUUGCAAAGGAGAUCUCUGCAGUUUAAGACAACUUGUGCCAUUGCAAGAAGAAAGCCAUUUUCCUUUGUUUUAAACUCAUUAAUUCCCACAUACAGUUACUAGGCACCAUAAGAAUAAUUAACUUCGAUGAAUAAAAUACCUGUUAUGAUGACUUAACUUGGAGACCUUAUGAUCAAAUCACAAUCAAUGAUUACAACCAACUUAUUAUGUCUGAACAGGUAGUGGAUCCUUAAGUAAUGAUUGUUACAAAAUAAUUAUGUGUGAUAGUAAUAUUAGGAUUUUACGUUAAUUUGUAAAACUCAUGCAGUACUCCACUGUACUUUUAUGCACAGUUCACCUGGAGCUGUCUUUACAUUAAUUUUGUAACCUUACAGCUCAGUGUCACAAUUGCAUGUGAAAGUGAAUAGUUCCACCUCUUUCAUGGGGGAGUCAUCUACAUGUUUUUGUCCCAUAACUUCCAUACUGAUGCUGUGUAUGUCAUAAUCUGGUUGUCUUGGGUUUCCAGAUUUAAAUUUGUUCAAGGGUCUUUUCAUUCUUGUCACUCGUGUUGGAACAUUUUGGGUUUUGGUGCCAACUUAAGACCAAAUGUUUCUUGUAAAGCAAAAAAUAUUUCUAGAAUAUGAGUUUCUCUAGGUAGACUCCAAAGCUCAUUGCAGUUUGAUUUUUGUGAUAUUUUGUCUUUUGUUUGUCAUUUCUAAACAAUAGCUAAAAGAAUGCAAUAUUAUUAUACUUUGUCAUUUAGUGGCAGGGCCUGACCAGAUUCUGGACAGAUUUAAAUGUGCAUCAUCAGUAUGGAAUUUUUGGGGCCAUUGUAAAAAUGGGACCUCAGUUGUUUUGAUGGAAAUAAUAGUUGUCACUCAAGUUCCUUUUGUGCCAAGAAGUUACUGGUAUUUCUAACUCUAGAAAUUGACUCAACAGAAUUUUUGCAGAAAUAGUAUCAAUGUGCGAGAUGUUACAACUCUGGACAAACUAUGGGAUAUUUUUUCAGCAAGUUCAAAGGUAAGAAAAGCCUGCAUGUACAGUUGGUGUAGCAAUAUUUUCGAGCAUAAGGAAACAUACAGAGCCCUCCUACCCAUCUUGGUCCUUGUAUUGGUUUUAGUAAAAGAUGCCAUGUACAGCUGUACCAUAAAUCCUUAUUUAUGGUGCAUAAAUUAAUUAACAAAAUUUACUGGAUGAGGCUGAGUAUCUUAUGAAGAAUUAUGGAGAUCGAGGAGGGUGUUAUCGGCCUUGACGGAUAACACCCUCCGAGAUCUCCUUAAUUCUUCGUAUGAUACGAAAGCCGAAUUCUAUAAUUGUUUUAUUAUUCACUCAAAAUAAUUACCAGUUCAAAAACAUUUCUAAAACGUGCUUACCUCCAUCAAUCCAUCGAUGUUAAAUUCAACUUCGAUAGUGCACAUUUAGGGUUGUUCAGCUCCACAAAAUGGCUAAAAACAUGGCAAGAACAACAAGAAGACAACUCGAAGGGCGGCAUCUGCUAUUUGGAGAAUAUUUAAUAUUCUCCAAAUAGCAGAUGCCGCCCUUCGAGUUGUCUUCUUGUUGUUCUUGCCAUGUUUUUAGCCAUUUUUUCACCUAGUUCUUACUCUUGAAACGAGUGAAAUGUCCGCCAUUUUUCAAGUUCACAACCAAAACAACUCAACUUCGUCCCCAGGUCUUCUCGGUUAACGGUGCAUUAACCUGCAAGAACGCUGCAUUUUUGACGUCAUUUCCUCGCUAAACACAACAUUCUUCCAAAUUUGGUCAUCAGAAACUGGUUAUGUUGAAUUAAACGUGUGCUUUUAGCCAAUCAGAAUGGGGGAAAUAUUUUGAAUGAAUAAUAAGUGAAGAUAGUGGUAACAUUUUGCCUUAAAAACUAGAACCCAAAGUGGAAAAGCUCAAGCACACGAAGUUGGAGGUGACCAUGCAGCCAAAGAAAAAAGCAAAUCCAAACUUCUGGCACAUGAAUAAACCAUCCCAGAUUAAUCUAUGUGCAGUGUUACAGUCAUGCUUAAUUAAUACAGUCUCUCAAUGUUAUAAGAACAAGUGGGGGUAGGGGAGGGGGGCUAAAAAGAGAGGGAGAACUUAAUAACCUUCUUCCCCUGAAAAGAAGAGGAGGGAUGCUUAUUAGAGGAAUUAUGGUACAUGUAAGUAAGAACUGUCUCUUGGAAGUGACGUAUUGAUGGUGAAGUGAUGCAUCAGCUGUCAUUAAUGCCAUAUGUAUCAGUACACUGGGUAUUUUUUUUAACAAAAUUAACAGUGGAAAUAAUGAUUUUUGUGUUCUUGGAACUGUACAUCCUUGUAAAUGGCUUUUUUUUUUCUGUGUGAUGAAGUUAAAAGAGGAACCAAAGUACCAUAUUACACACUUGCCAUAUUUUUAUUGUGACACUGGACAGGCCAAUCAGAGUAGUUAGAUUAAGUGUAGAGUGGGUCUCCAGCAGGGUCUGUGUGUUGAGAUGCCUUUUAAAACCUGGCUUCUUCAUUUUUUAGUUGUAUUAAAUAUAAUUGUGUAGGCUUCAUGGUGGCUGAGUGGCUAACACUUACUUACAACAUUUUUGUUUUCAUCUCAGCAAAGCCCACAACAAGAUGAAACCAGUUGUAGUAGUAAUGGUAUACAUGAAAAUGGAAAAAGUGGACUAACAUCUCCGCUUGAAGAAAAUGUGGACGUUAAUAUAAUACGUGGAGAGGAAAUACGGGUCAAUGAAGAGAACAGAGAACUUGAACAAAAAUCAGAGGACUGUAGUAAUGCUAAACAUUCGAAGAAACAUAAGAAAGGUGAAAAAAUGAAGGACAAUGAUAUUAUACAUGAAAUAGGAUCAGAAUUCAAAGGAAGGAAAAAUAAAAAGGGUUUGAAAGAAAAUACAGAGGUAGAUGGACUGAAAGAAAAUAAAAAGCAGAAGAAAAAGAGAAGAAGGGAAGAUGAAGAAAUAGGUAGGUGUUAAAAUUUGUAUUUGUACAAUUUAUUUGUCAUAGAUGUUGUAUUUUGCCUGUGCAGAUAGGCCUUGUAGCCCUAUCCCACAGACGGUUGUUGAAAACCACAACAUCUGUUUUCCAACUCAAAGCACCUCUCAACCCUGUCAUGAUGACUUAACUUAGGACACCUAUGAUCACCUCAAAGAGGAUGAUUUCAAGCAAGUUAACAGGUCUGAGCAGGGAAAGGAAAUAAGGUGUAAUAGUAUUUUCAAUACAUGUGAAUUCCCCCCAAACAUUGUCUUGCCCAUCAAGUUAAGAACUGAAUUCCCUAGCCUGAUAGUUAAAUAUCCAUUAGCCUUGGGCUAUCUGACACUACAUGUCCUUUCUUUGAAUGCUGGGGACCACAAAAAUGUCGUGGUGUUAACAAGGCAGUAUUUUAUGUUAGAGCAGAAAGAGUGAGGUGUUUUUGCAAGUCAGGGUUCUGCAUUAACAGUGCUUAAAUCCUCAAGUGAAGUCGAAUACCAGUAUUAAAAACCAAUCUACUGUAUGAUCUCAACAGGCUACUUAAGGAAGUCUGGAUUAUCUGGAUUUCUCCCCUAGAUUAUCCACUAAUAGUCUGUUCUGGGCAUUCAGAUUUAAUGGAAUGUGGAAUGAGUCAGAGAGCAGGAAAAAAAUAGGUAGGAAGAUGGAGAAAAAAGAUGCUCUCGCUACCUACUUUACAUUUUACCCCUCACUGUUUUUCCUGCUUGCAUUUCUUUACACCAUCCUCACAAUCUGAAUCCUCAGAAAAGGCUUGUCCACUGACUACAUUUACUUGGUUGUUUGAUUGCAAAUCACAGAUGGACCCUGCACACAGGCCAAAGUUUUAAAAGUUGAAACAGAAGAUGCCAAAGAACAGCCAUGUAAGUAUUUUGAUUCAUUUUUGCUUCCCCUGGCACCAAAUUGGGUGAAGUUGUCUUUUAUUGAAAAGGAUUUUUAAAGCAAAACACAAUUACCAUGACCUUCAUGCAGCCCUUUGUGUUUAGAGAGGAUACUCUGAAAGUCUCAUGGGAAAGCUUGAAACUCCGCAAAGUCUCAAAGAAACUCGAAACUCCGCAAAGAGUUCCGAGAUUCCACUUGAAGCUCGAAACUUUUUCCUGCUCGAAAGGAAGAGAAGAAUGAAUGGCGUAAUUUUGACAUAAAUGUAUCUCCUUCACACUUCAACCUUACUUCUGCCCUUGAAGCGGAGGACAAAUACAAAACUAAAGUGGAACAGAAACUUAGAGAGUGUUAUGAAAAAGAAAAAAAAAACUUGCCAAAAAUGUUAGACAUAAUUACCAGGAGAUUUUUUUGCGUAUUUGAGAAACAAAAAGAAAUGCAACAAAAGAUUAUCUUGCUUGCGAAAAGCUCAUGGUCAAUCCACUACUAAGUAGUGGAUUGACCAUGAGCUUUUCGCAAGCAAGAUAAUCUUUUGUUGCAUUUCUUUUUGUUUCUCAAAUAUGCAAAAAGUACAAGUCUUGUCCUAAAGAGACUGCCAAGUUAGUUGUGGAGUUGUUUGCUUCCUUUUUUACCAGGGAGAAAGCUUGUCUUUUCCUGUUAUGAUGACUUUACUUAGGACACCUAUGAUUACUUCAUAGUAGAUAAUUUCCAAAAAGUCAGCAGGUCUCAACAGGAGUGACACAUGCUUGCCCAAAAACGCUAACACUGAUUAUUCUAAAUGAAUAUCUCUUUUUUUCUGAUUGGCUAAAAGCUCAUAAUAAACUGAUACCGACCAAAAUCAUACUCAACUCAUCCAAUGAUAUAAUAUAUAUAUUUUUUUUAGGAUUAGGUGUUUGUAGGUAUCAAUAAAUAAUUUGAUGGAAUUUACCAGUAUUUCUUGUUCUGUUGUUUGUGCAGAUCAGUUCAAAUGGAAGUCGGUGAUAAAGGCAGUGUUAAGACAAGCUCCAGAUCAGGAGUUACCCAUCAAAAGAUUGAGGAAAAAGGUACGCCCUUAUGAGUAACCAAAAUCAAAAUAUGAGAAAUUUCAUAUUAUAACACACUGAAUUUGUGAGGAUAUUGCUCGUGAGUGGUCGUACAGGCUGUCACUUUUACAAGGUGGCAAGUCAAUAGAUUUUAACCUUAUGUUACUGUUGAUGACGACUAAGGUAAACUAUUGCUGGGUUUCAAACUUUAAAGGGCAGAGAUUUUCCAAACCUAGGGUUUGUCCCCAAUUAUUGCUACUGCAUCUCUUGUUAAAUUUUGUUAGCCUGUGAAUCCAGCCAUAGCUCCUUGCUCCUCCCUACGAGGGACGUCCCUGGCAGCAAGGAGUAAAGGUGAUGUUACACUAAACGAUUCGCAACGACGAUUUUUACUGCAACUCAGCGUUGCGACAGUGUUGCGACAUUGUAUCGAACGGUUACAACAUUGUUCCAGCAUUGCAACGCUUUGUUGCGCUAAAAAUCGUCGUUGCGAAUCGUCUCGUGUAGCAUCACCUUAAGGAGAGACGGCCGUAUUCACAGGCUAAUAGAGAGUUUUAAAUCCGAGUUUACCGCGAACCUCUAACCGCUGGAGGUCAUGUGACAAGUUGUUCGCGUCACGUUUGAGGUUUACGACGUGCGUUUUCAACGUGGGGAGGUAGGUUUUCACGUAUGUCAUUUACCUGAAAGCUUUUAGAGUAUAAUUCUUGUCUUAUCCCACGUCAUGAUACAAAAAUCUUGUGGAGCAAGUCUUUAUCCAUUAACAGAGGCACAAAUUCGGGCGAAAUGCUAAAUUUGAUAAAUCCUAUUGGAUCUUGAAAACAAGUGCCAUUCAUGGCUGCUGAUUCAAAAUGGCGGCCGUAAAUUUUUAAGAAGAACUAAUAUAAGAAUUUACCGCUCUUUGCUGCUAGAUAACCCAGUGUUACCGUAAAUUUCUUUUCUUUUCAGUGAUUGAUAUUUCUACUAUUUCUAGAUGGAAAAAUAAACCAGAAUCCACUUCUUUAAUCCACCGCCAAUCUAAAUCGAAUUAUGUUUGAACGUCGAACCGCAAACGGGUAACCGCAAACCGCGGUUAGAGGUUCGCGGUAAACUGGGAUCUAAAACUCUCUAAUAACUCAUAUUGACCUGCUACACCUAUAACUGAUUUGAGUUGAAGAGUGUUAGCUAGGCCAAAAUUAAUUUGUAGUGCACUGGAUCAAAGAAAAAAGGUGGGAAACCAAGACGUCUGUUAGCCUGUGAAAACAGCCGUUUGUCCUUUCUCCUUGCUGCUGAGGACAUUUCUCAAGGAGGAACGUCUGCGACUUAGCGACAGAAAUUCCAUACUGAUGACGUAAAAUCUGUCCGGAAUCCGGUCAUAAGCGCUUAUUGGACGACGGAGUAGUUCCAUUGUUUUAGGUUUACAAAAGGCUGCAAAGGUCAAAUGUAAAUGCGAUGAAUCUAUAACAAAACAGUGAAUAUUUGUGGAAUAUAUUCUUCUCUACGAGAAGUAUUUGAGUUUUGCUGGAGCUCGUUCACAGGUGAACACAACACCACCAAAGUCGACCAGGAGAAACGUAUAAUUGAACAAACAUUUGGAACCCCUUGUCUACUGGAUUUACAUGUAUUAUGUAAACGUUGAUUUACGUCAUAAGUAUGGAAUUUCUGUCGCUGAGUCGCAGACGUCUACUUAAUGUCUAGGCCCUUGUCCCUGCUGUGAUGACUUAACUUAGGACACCUAUGAUCACCUUACAAAGGAUGAUUUCAAACAAGUUAACAGAUCUGAGCAGGGAAAAGUAGACAUUUAAGAUGUAAAUUAUGCGUUAGCACAUUUCUAAACAAUGUUUUCGAUUUUUUUUAGGUUCUGGCAGAAUUUCAAGCAAAAGGAACAAAUGAGAAAAAUCUGACUGAAAACGAGCUGCGAGCUUUGUUUCAGAAGAAAGUUUCAAGCAAUCCAAAAUUUAAAGUUCACAGGGAUAGAGUUAGACUUGUCAAAUAA